Molecule: messenger RNA, 1280 nt
Organism: Metschnikowia bicuspidata var. bicuspidata NRRL YB-4993
Lineage: Eukaryota; Fungi; Ascomycota; Pichiomycetes; Serinales; Metschnikowiaceae
Gene: HXT2.1
Product: MFS general substrate transporter
Exons: 1
Coding region: 91-1209 (372 amino acids)
Biological process (GO): carbohydrate transport; transmembrane transport
Cellular component (GO): membrane
Molecular function (GO): carbohydrate:proton symporter activity
Source: RefSeq, a predicted model, not a curated record
UUGUCCAUUGUCGGGGCCAUCUUGCAAGGUUUGUCUAACAGCUAUGGUUUCUUUUUGGGGGCUAGAAUUGUGUUGGGUUUUGGUGCCAUGAUGGCAACAAUCCCUUCUCCAACGUUGAUUUCCGAGAUUGCCUACCCAACUCAUAGAGAGACAUCUACUUUUGCUUACAAUGUGUGCUGGUACUUAGGUGCCAUUUUUGCUUCUUGGGUUACUUAUGGAACCAGAAACAUUCAAAGCAAGGCUUCUUGGGCUAUCCCGUCAUACCUUCAAGCUGCUUUGCCUUUCUUGCAAAUUUCUAUGCUUUGGCUUGUACCCGAGUCCCCCAGAUACCUUGUUGCCAGAGGCAAGAUCGACCAGGCUAGGGCCGUUUUAUCAAGAUUUCACACCGGAAAUUCAACUGACGCCAGAGACAUUGCUUUGGUAGACUUCGAGCUUCACGAGAUUGAGAGUGCAUUGGAGAAGGACAAAACUAUAUCUUCGUCGUACUUUGACUUCAUCACGAAAAAGAAUUUCAGGAAAAGAGGCUUUUUGUGUGUGGCUGUUGGUGUGGCAAUGCAGCUCUCUGGUAACGGUUUGGUCUCCUACUACUUGGCUAAGGUGUUAGAUUCUAUUGGAAUUACCGAGACUAAAAAACAGCUUGAAAUUAACGGAUCCUUGAUGAUUUACAACUUUGUGAUCUGUGUGGCCUUGAUGAGUGUCUGCAGGAUGUUCAAGAGAAGAACGUUAUUCUUGACAUGCUUUUCAGGGAUGUUGGUGUGCUACACAAUUUGGACGAUAUUGUCUGCCCUUAAUGAACAGAGAAACUUUGAGGACACAGGAUUGGCGAAUGGAGUGUUGGCAAUGAUUUUCUUUUACUACUUCUUCUACAAUGUUGGUGUGAACGGCUUGCCAUUCUUAUACAUCACUGAAGUCUUGCCAUACUCUCACAGAGCCAAGGGUUUGAACGUUUUCCUGAUGGCUCAAUUUAUCACACAAGUUUACAACGGUUACGUCAACCCCAUCGCUAUGGAUGCCAUCGAAUGGAAGUACUAUAUUGUGUACUGUUGCAUUCUUUUCGUUGAGCUUGUUGUUGUCUUUUUCACAUUUCCCGAGACUUCUGGAUACACUUUGGAGGAGGUCGCACAGGUGUUUGGUGACGAAGCGCCUGGUCUUCAGAACAGAAAGUUGGAAGAUGAGAAGAACUCUAUCGAUCAUGCUGAGCAUGUUUGAUUUUCAAUUCACAUUGAUUCACUGCGAGUCCCUAAGGACAGCAGACUGUUUCCAUUUUAAGUAUAGUUAAC